Messenger RNA from Peromyscus californicus insignis, 6399 nucleotides. It is a transcript of the gene Xpot, whose product is annotated as exportin for tRNA. The record is from RefSeq and is a predicted model, not a curated record. Bases 549 to 3434 code for a protein of 961 amino acids. NCBI's taxonomy places the organism in Eukaryota, Metazoa, Chordata, Mammalia, Rodentia, Cricetidae. Gene Ontology annotation, molecular function: tRNA binding; small GTPase binding. The transcript is spliced from 25 exons. Gene Ontology annotation, cellular component: nuclear pore; nuclear matrix; cytoplasm. Gene Ontology annotation, biological process: tRNA re-export from nucleus; intracellular protein transport.
ACUCUUCCCAUGAAGCUGCUGCUGCUGCUGGGGCUGCUGGGGCUGCUGCUGGCGCUGGCCCGCGCGGCACGACGCGGGGGGCGUGCCUCGCGCUGACUCAGCGGCGGCGGCGGCGGCGGCGGCGGCGGCGGCGGCGGCGUUGGUAGCGGGCCCUUGCGCAGUUUUCCUUCUUCCGAGGCCGCCGACCCCGCCCGCCGGCUUUAGCCAACCUGCCCGCCCCGCUCCGCUCCGCUCCGCGCCACGCAGAGGAGCAGGCGACCCGGGGACGACGCCGAGCGCCGAGGCGAGCGCGGCCCGGGCCAGCUCGGGCGCUAUAGCGCUGCGGCGGCUUGCAGCGGAGGACUACGGCGGCGGCGGCGGCGGCGACGACAAGGGACGAGGACCGCUCGCCGUCCUCCCUGCGUGCGGCGCCGCUCCCGGCGGCCGGCCGGCCCUCGGGAGUGCCGGCGAGGAAGAGAGACUGGAGGAGUGAUGAUGAGUGUGGAUUCUUCUGUGGGAUUAGAAGCCACGUCUGUUGUGAUCGGAAAACUCCAGGAAUAACAGCAGACAUGGAUGAACAGGCUCUUUUAGGGCUAAAUCCAAAUGCUGAUUCAGACUUUAGACAAAGGGCCCUGGCUUAUUUUGAGCAGUUAAAGAUUUCCCCAGAUGCCUGGCAGGUGUGUGCAGAGGCUCUCGCACAGAAGACAUACAGUGAUGAUCACAUAAAAUUUUUCUGCUUCCAAGUAUUAGAACAUCAAGUUAAAUACAAGUACUCAGAACUCAGCACAGCCCAGCAGCAGCUCAUCAGGGGGACACUCCUGUCGUGGCUGCAAGCUCAGAUGCUGAAUCCCCAGCCAGAGAAGACCUUUAUACGGAAUAAAGCAGCCCAGGUCUUCGCCUUGCUUUUUGUUACGGAGUAUCUCACCAAAUGGCCCAAGUUUUUCUUUGACAUUCUCUCAGUCGUGGACCUGAACCCCAGGGGAGUGGAUCUGUACCUGCGCAUCCUCAUGGCCAUCGAUUCAGAGUUGGUGGACCGGGAUGUGGUUCACACAUCAGAGGAGGCGCGCAGGAAUACUCUGAUCAAAGACACAAUGAGAGAACAGUGCAUUCCAAGUCUGGUGGAGUCGUGGUACCAGAUCUUACACAGUUACCAGUACACUAACUCAGAAGUGCUGUGCCAGUGCCUUGAAGUCGUCGGGGCUUACGUCUCUUGGAUAGACUUGUCCCUUAUAGCCAAUGAUAGGUUUAUAAAUAUGCUGCUAGGUCACAUGUCAGUAGAAGUUCUGCGGGAAGAAGCAUGCGACUGUCUGUUUGAAAUUGUGAAUAAAGGGAUGGACCCUGUGGAUAAGAUGAAGCUAGUACAGUCCUUGUGUCAGGUGUUGCAGACGGCUGGGUUCUUCAGCAUUGACCAGGAAGAAGACUUGGACUUUGUGGCCAGAUUUUCUAAGCUGGUCAAUGGAAUGGGACAGUCAUUAAUAGUUAGCUGGACUAAAUUAAUUAAGAAUGGGGCUGUCAAGAAUGCACAAGAGGCACUUGAAGCGAUCGAGACAAAAGUACCACUUAUGUUACAGCUGCUAGUUCAUGAGGAUGAUGAUAUCUCCUCUAACAUUAUUGGAUUUUGUUACGAUUAUCUUCAUAUUUUGAAACAGCUUCCAGUGCUCUCGGACCAGCAAAAAGCUAAUAUAGAGGCAAUCAUGUUGGCUGUUAUGAAAAAAUUGACUUAUGAUGAAGAAUAUAACUUUGAAAAUGAAGGUGAAGAUGAGGCCAUGUUUGUAGAAUAUAGAAAACAGCUGAAGUUGCUGCUGGACAGGCUCGCUCAGGUGUCACCAGAGUUAGUGCUGGCUUCUGUCCGCAGGGUGUUCAGUGCCACACUGCAGAACUGGCAGACCACACGCUUCAUGGAGGUGGAGGUGGCAGUGAGGCUGCUGUACAUGCUGGCGGAAGCUCUCCCCGUGUCCCACGGUGCGCACUUCUCAGGUGACGUUUCCAAAGCUAGUGCUUUGCAGGACAUGAUGCGAACGUUGGUAACGUCAGGAGUGAGUUCCUACCAGCACACGUCUGUGACACUGGAGUUCUUUGAAACUGUUGUUCGAUAUGAAAAGUUCUUCACAGUUGAACCUCAGCACAUUCCAAGUGUACUAAUGGCUUUCUUAGAUCACAGGGGUCUGUGGCAUUCCAGCGCUAAAGUCCGGAGCAGAACCGCUUACCUGUUCUCCAGAUUUGUCAAAUCUCUCAAUAAACAGAUGAAUCCUUUCAUUGAGGAGAUUUUGAAUAGAAUCCAAGACUUGUUGGCCCUUUCUCCCCCUAACGGUCUCCAGUCCUUGCUGAGCAGCGAUGAUCAGCUCUUCAUUUACGAAACAGCUGGCGCCCUGAUCGUCAAUGGCGACUACCCCGCGGAACACAAGCAGGCCCUAAUGAAGGACCUCCUGACGCCGCUCAUGGAGAGGUUUAAGGUUCUGUUGGAGAAGCUGAUGAUGGCUCAGGAUGAGGAAAGGCAGGCAUCUCUGGCGGACAGCCUCAACCAUGCGGUUGGAUUUGCCAGUCGAACCAGCAAGGCUUUCAGCAACAAGCAGACUGUGAAGCAGUGUGGCUGCUCCCAGGUGUAUCUGGACUGUUUACAGACCUUCCUGCCAGCCCUCAGCUGCCCUGUACAAAAGGACAUUCUCAGAAGUGGAGUUCGAACUUUCCUUCACCGAAUGAUCAUUUGCCUAGAGGAAGAAGUGCUUCCCUUCAUCCCGUCUGCCUCAGAACACAUGCUCAAAGACUGUGAAGCGAAAGACCUCCAGGAAUUCAUUCCACUCAUCAACCAGAUUACGGCCAAGUUCAAGAUUCAGGUGUCCCCAUUUCUACAGCAGAUGUUCAUGCCCCUGCUUCAUGCCAUUUUUGAAGUGCUGCUGCGGCCAGCAGAAGAAAACGACCAGUCGGCCGCCUUAGAGAAGCAGAUGCUGCGCAGGAGUUACUUCGCCUUCCUGCAAACCGUCACUGGCAGCGGAAUGAGCGAGGUGAUCGCAAAUCAAGGUGCGGAGAAUGUAGAACGGGUGCUGGUGACCGUUAUCCAGGGAGCCGUUGAGUAUCCGGAUCCGAUUGCACAGAAGACGUGUUUCAUCAUCCUCUCAAAGCUGGUGGAGCUCUGGGGAGGUAAAGACGGACCAGUGGGAUUCGCUGAUUUCGUUUAUAAGCACAUUGUCCCUGCAUGUUUCCUAGCUCCUCUAAAGCAGACCUUCGACCUGGCUGACGCGCAGACAGUGUUGGCGCUUUCCGAGUGUGCUGUGACGCUGAAAACCAUCCACCUCAGACGGGGCCCCGAAUGUGUUCAGUAUCUUCAACAGGAAUACCUGCCCUCCUUACAAGUCGCUCCAGAAAUAAUUCAGGAGUUCUGUCAAGCGCUUCAGCAGCCUGAUGCUAAAGUUUUUAAAAAUUACCUUAAGGUGUUCUUCCAGAGAGCGAAGCCCUGAGGACUGGAUUCCCUGUCCUGUGUCAAGACCAGGAAUUCUGGUUCAUAAUUUAUAAAGAAGCAGUUUUGUGUGCCAUCACACCUUCUUUUAACGUUGUUUUGAGCUUAUUGCUGUGUAUGUGGGAUUUUCUGUAAAAUGGGUGUAAUUUUCCCUAAAUACAGGUAUGUGACAACAAGAAAAGUUGCCUGCAUGCCAGUUUAAAUUGUUUAUGUAAAAAUGCUGUUAAAGACAUAGAUUUAUCCUAGUACCUUAAUUUUUUUCUUUAUAUGAAACUUUAAAGUUCUUUAUAAGAAAAACUAUAGCAGUGGGAAACUGACUAACAAUUGAAUGUAAAGUUGGAAAUGUUCAGUUUUAUGUGUGCACACACAUAAACUAUGGGGUAACAAUCAAAACAUAAUUUUCUGUAGAUAGCCGUUACAUUUCUUGAAACUGUUUUAAUGCCAAUGUGUAUUCUAUAAGAGAAUGGGUUCCUAAAUUAGUCAGUUUAAAAGUAGGUGCUGGUGUUACACAUUUUUUAUAAAAAAAUAAAUUUUACAUAGUGAAAUAUACCAAGUCUUCUCCGGAAUUCUUACAAAUAGCCUCAUUUCCCCACCUGAGUCACUCUGAUUUCCACCUCAAGGUUUGCAGAGAUGAAUGUGGAUGCCUCAGUUCACUGACUACGCCCCUAAAGGUCACUCAGCUUAGGUCUGUUAAGUUAGUCUUUUUUAAAUGCACUAGAAACUGGCUCCAUGAAUCUAUGAUAGGAUUAUAAAUCCCAGUGUUUGUCUAUGAAUUAGGUGUACUUAGAGCACAGUAAGUACACUUAGAUUUGUUUGUUUGUUUUUGUCUUGAGACUGGGUCUCGCUAUAUUAGACCAGGCUGGCCUCAAAUUCAGAGCUCUGCUGUCUCUGCCUCCCAGCUGCUAGGAUUAAAGGUGUGAAUCACCCACCAGGUCUGACCACCUGUGUGUUGAUGACUUUGUAGUCAGUCACUGCUUCAUUACUACAAGGACUGCUGUUGCUAUAGGAAGAGCUGGAAGAAGAGGUGUGGGUGCAGUGGGAACCUUAGAAAAGGACAGAACUACAGCAGCAUCGCCAUAGACAUGCAGUUUCAGUUUUAAAGGCCCAGGUAAGGCCCGGGUCUAACUCCCAAGCGUGCCGAGUCCCAGGUUCCAUACCCAGCACUGCAUAAAAGUAGAGGGGGAAAUAGGGAAGAGAUCAGAGGUCCCAGGCUGUCCUCUGCUACAUCGUGAGCUUAAGGCAAGCCUGGGCUACAUGAGAACCUGCCUAAAAGUAUAGCAGGUAGAACCCUGAUGGCUUUCUGAGAAGUUGGGGGUAUAGUACUUAGUGAGUGGUAGAGCACUUGCUUGAGAACCUGAGUUCGGUCCCUACUACCACAGAACAGGGAGCAGACAAAAAGAUUUCAGGAGGGAUGUGUGUGUGUGUGUGUGUGUGUGUGUGUGUGUGUGUGUUGUCCGUGGAUUUGUGACACGUGAAUGGCCUGGAAUGUGUGUGUGUGUGUACCUACGUACAUCUGUGUGUGUGUUGGGGGUUAGGUGGAUAAGAACCUUUUUUGAGAGUGUCUUCCACUGAACCUGGAGCGCAGUGUCUCAGCGAGGUUGGCUGGCCAGCAGACUUCCUGUCUCUGUGUGCUAGUCCUCAGGUUGCAGAUGGUGACUGUACCAGCUUUUAUGUGGGUUCUGGAUAUCCAAAUUCAGUCCUCACUCUUGUUCAGAAAGCACUGACCUGCGGAGCCCUAGAUUUACUCUGAAUUAUGCACAUGGAUCUUUUUCUGAUUUUAACUCCACAAGAGAUAGUCAGCAUUUUCCUUCUAUUAUAAAAUAAAGGCAGUAAAAUGGGCAGCUAAGAAUAGUUCUACUGAAUGAUAAAAAUAGAUUAGUGAAGUAUAUAAUACUUCAAUAAAUAAUGAUUUUUUUGUAAAAAAAAAAAAAAUAGGUAAGUGGGGCAGGUUUGGUGGCUCAUGCUUAUAAUCACACCAUUCAGAGGAGGCCAAGGCCAGUCUGGGCCAGAGUGAGACUCGGUUUCAAAAACAAAAAAGACAAGCAAAACUGGGUGUUUCUUUGCUAUUUUCCUGUGCACUGUGAGGUGUAAUAGCUUCUGUUGCAACAGUGAUUGCACAAGGUAUUGUAGUGACUAGCAUACAUAGUAGUGAACAAGACCUGUAUACUGUGGACUCUGGACCCAAGUUAAGUAGGUUCCAACGCCACUUACACCAGUAACUGAGUUUAGGACCUUGAGCAAGUUAAAUGAUUUCUUCCUGCCUUGGUUUCCCCCUCAGAAAUGGGGGAAAUAAUGGUAGCUACCUCAUAACUUGUUAAGAAUUCAAUGAAUUAAAACAUAGGUCUCAGUAUUAGCUUGUAUUACUGUACUAUUGAGUCCGUCCAUGGCUCUUUAAAGCCCCACAAUAGAGUAACGUGUGUUUAGACCUUCGGGAUCAGGCUGGGGGAAUCAGAGUGUAGAAGUCAGGAACUUCAUGUCAAUGUAAUCAUGUAUAAGAAUGCUCAUCUUCAUUCCUGGAGGUUACCGUCAUGACAGGAAACUGUCCCAUCAUUAGGUACCUUAUUUUUAAGAGCAAGCACCCAAAUAAUUGUCUCAAGAGUCAGUCUCACUUGUUACAGGUGAGAAGACAGAGGUGGAAGACAUGGGUUUUGUGGUGCCCAAACCGUUUUGUUUCAGUCUCCAUGCUUGCUAAUGGGCUCACCAGUGGCUUGACUUUUGAAGAAAGUACUAUGUGGUAUUUUAAUGUGUAUCACUUAUGUGGUAAACAUGGGAAGUCCUUUGGCUUAGUCCUAUUUCCUCCAUAAUUUUUGAGCUGUGGGUUUUUCUGACUUGGAGGGACCUGUCACUCAUGUCAUUAUCAGAACUGAAAUAGGUUUUAAUUGUAAGCAGAAAGUGCAUUUACUGUUAGAAUGAUUUCAUUGCCUAAACUGUUUAAAAUUCUAAUAAAAUAACUUUCUUUCUAAGAA